Messenger RNA from Acaromyces ingoldii, 1116 nucleotides. RefSeq lists its product as hypothetical. Lineage: Eukaryota; Fungi; Basidiomycota; Exobasidiomycetes; Exobasidiales; Cryptobasidiaceae. The record is from RefSeq and is a predicted model, not a curated record. The transcript has 3 exons. Bases 335 to 913 code for a protein of 192 amino acids.
AGAGAUGCAAUUCAUCUGUUUGUGAGGUCAGCCUCAAAGAGCACGCGGGCUAAACCUGCUUUAUAUGUGGGAAAGCAGUCUGCACUCCGUUCUUGGUGCUCACUCUUGGCCAUUCUUAAGUCCCUUACGAGUCCUCUUGGGUGGACCAUGACCCACCUCUCUCAACUCUUCGAACCACCGUCAUAACCAGCCCUCUUCUGCGUGGCAUAGUGGAACCCGUGAAAAAGGUCGAAAGCGAGCAUAGGAAAAGAAUCUCCCCGUCACGGCAUCACAUCAAUGUGGGCCAGAUAACAGAAAGUCUUGCUACGCCGACUUAGUUCUCCUGCCUCCGGCAAUGACACCGACUCCUUCUUGGAAUCACGUCCUCGCACGAGAUUUGCCUGCCCCGGAUCCCUCGGCUGUAGCUCGCGGCAACGCUCUGCAACACUGGUCAUUGCAAGCGCAGAAGCGCUACGUCAAUGUUUCAGAUUCGCAAGGCGACUUCAACGGGACUUGUGACAGUACCGAGUCCAAUUUCCCUUUGGAUGCCGCAGAGGGCCAAUGCGCGAGCUACUACCCCGACAUCACAUCGUACUGCUGCGCUGCUGUGGGUGGUAUCUUACAGGAGAUGCAACUGGUAGUAGGCGACAAUAGCACCGAGGCGCAAACCAGCAGCAACUCGUCCGACCUGGAGCCCAUCUGUGAGACAACAAAUUACGCCGAUAUGCUCGACUGCUACAAGUACGUUGCCGAAACACACUGUCGUUCGGCAGUGGUUGGCCCUUGGGGCGUCUGCCACCCAGCCCACGAUAAAGUGGACACCAGUCGAUCCGUCCAGCACAGCAGUGGGUCUUCCCUCUCUCCCAGUCCAACUGGACUUCUCAUCCUCUGCCUCGUACUCUCCUCUCUCGGUAUCUCCAUUGUCCAUUAUUAGGUCCUCACUUUCAAGCCACAUAUACCCAUCGUCUGCUUCAAUCAGAUGCAGUGCUAGUCUCUUCUUCAGUAUUGUUAGAGCUUGCUUUCUUGGAGAACUCUCAGGAGAAAUUAUCGUGUAACGCCAUACGAGCAACAUAUUUAAAGGAUCACCCAAGAGCUGCCCGCACAACAAAAUGGAAAAGUACCGACGGCACAAACACC